AUGGCCACGCAACCGAUGGAUGCGACAGCCACACAACCGACCAAAAAUCCACAAUCGGACAGGGGGGCGAGUUGGCUAAAAGACUUCAGACGGUAUAACCCCCGUCCUUUUGUCAAUUCAAAGGAAGAUCCCACAACAGCUCAGAUGUGGAUCGCAAACAUGGAAACGACCUUUGAAUCAAUGAGAUGCCCUGAUGAACAUAAAGUAGCAUGUGCGGUAUAUGUACUGCAAAAAGACGCAGAAGUGUGGUGGGCAGAUAAUAAACAGAAUAUCAACCUAGGAGAGGGGAUCACAACGUGGGAAACCUUUAAGGAAGCUUUCCUGAAAUAUUACUAUCCAAAGGAAACCCGUAUAAAGAAACAACAAGAAUUUAACCACCUGACCCAAGGUGAAUGCACGGUGGACCAGUAUGAUCAGGAAUUCAUGAGAUUAACAAGGUUCACACCGUCACUAGCAGACACUAAAGAGAAACAGACGGAGAAAUUUGUGUUGGGGUUGAACCCGAAGGCCCGCCGCAUGUUGGAGGCACUUAACCCGAAAACAUACGAAGAGGCCCUAAGGACGGCCAAGGCUUUGGAGGAACCUCUGGAGGAGAAAAAUCCGGACCCAACAGUUGUCAUAGGAAAGAAACGCCCUGUUGAGGUUGGACCCAAGGAAUUCCAACCACCACUCUAG
Messenger RNA from Cucurbita moschata (crookneck pumpkin), 675 nucleotides. RefSeq lists its product as uncharacterized. The record is from RefSeq and is a predicted model, not a curated record. NCBI's taxonomy places the organism in Eukaryota, Viridiplantae, Streptophyta, Magnoliopsida, Cucurbitales, Cucurbitaceae. The transcript has a single exon. Bases 1 to 675 code for a protein of 224 amino acids.